This is a messenger RNA of Cucurbita maxima (winter squash), 1209 nucleotides long. RefSeq names its product aldose 1-epimerase. The transcript is spliced from 5 exons. Gene Ontology annotation, biological process: glucose metabolic process; beta-D-galactose catabolic process via UDP-galactose, Leloir pathway. Gene Ontology annotation, molecular function: aldose 1-epimerase activity; carbohydrate binding. The record is from RefSeq and is a predicted model, not a curated record. Lineage: Eukaryota; Viridiplantae; Streptophyta; Magnoliopsida; Cucurbitales; Cucurbitaceae. The coding region runs from base 60 to 1079 and encodes 339 amino acids.
GUUUCGAUGUUAUCAACAUAUAUAUUGACCUUGCUCUCUCAUCUCUGAAAGGUAUUCCAAUGGCGGAUCAGACCCAGAAGCCAGAGCUUUUUGAACUCAACAAUGGAACCAUUCAGGUUCUCCUUUCCAACCUUGGUUGCACCAUCAUUUCCCUCGUUGUUCCGGACAAAGAUGGGAAAUUGGCUGAUGUCGUCCUUGGACUCGACUCUCUAGACUUGUAUCAGGAGGGUCUUUCACCUUAUUUUGGCUGCAUUGUUGGUCGAGUCGCAAACAGAAUCAAAGACGGGAAGUUUACACUCGAUGGGCAAGAAUACUCUUUGUCUAUUAACAGACCUCCAAACAGUCUCCAUGGUGGGCACCAAGGAUUUGACAAGAAAUUAUGGGAGGCGAGCAAUUACAUAAGGGGCGAGAAUGCAUCGAUCACCUUUAAGUAUCGAAGUGCUGAUGGAGAGGAAGGUUACCCAGGAGCUGUCUCCGUUACUGCAACUUACACACUCACUUCAAGCACAACAAUGAGGCUUGACAUGGAGGCAAUCCCUGAAAACAAGGCCACCAUAAUCAACUUGGCUCAACACACCUACUGGAACUUAGGUGGGCAUAGUUCUGGGAAUAUUCUCAACCAUUCAAUUCAACUUUGGGCAAACCAUUUUACUCCAGUUGAUGAGAACACGGUCCCAACCGGUGAAAUCGUGCCUGUCAAAGACACCCCCUUUGAUUUCACUGCUGAGAAGACGAUCGGUAGCUCUAUUAAUGAGGUUGGCAUGGGAUAUGAUCACAAUUACGUGCUCGACUGUGGAGACGAAAAAUCAGGUUUGAAGCAUGUUGCAAAAGUGAAGGAACCAUCAAGUGGAAGGGUCCUGGACUUGUGGAGCAAUGCCCCUGGAGUGCAGUUUUACACUGGCAACUAUGUCAAGGAUGUUGUGGGCAAAGAACGUGCUGUUUAUGGUAAGCAUGCAGGUCUGUGUUUGGAGACACAAGGAUUCCCCAACGCGGUGAAUCAACCCAACUUCCCAUCUGUUGUGGUUCAACCGGGCGGGAAGUACCAGCACACCAUGCUAUUUGAGUUUUCAGUUGAAUAGGUUGCUGAGUUUUAUUGUGACAAUAAUAAGGUUCAUUUCCAUGCUAUUUGGUUCUUGUUUUAUCAAACAAGUGGAUGAGUUGUUUUGAGACAAUAGGAAUCCUACAGUUGUUUCAAUUGCUUGUGUGAUU